Molecule: messenger RNA, 1394 nt
Organism: Brachypodium distachyon (stiff brome)
Lineage: Eukaryota; Viridiplantae; Streptophyta; Magnoliopsida; Poales; Poaceae
Product: PGR5-like protein 1A, chloroplastic
Exons: 7
Coding region: 298-1128 (276 amino acids)
Biological process (GO): photosynthetic electron transport in photosystem I
Cellular component (GO): chloroplast thylakoid membrane
Molecular function (GO): oxidoreductase activity, acting on iron-sulfur proteins as donors
Source: RefSeq, a predicted model, not a curated record
CUCCAGCUUAUUACCUGAGCAAGCAUCGGGAGCCACCAAUUAUCGCAGCCACAGAUAUAUUUUCUUCUUCUCUUCCCGGCGUUCGUUGCCUCCAAGCAACCACCACUGAUCCAAAUCCGAGAGCUUUUUUCUUGUCUUCUUCCCCGCGGCGCGUGAGGUCUCCACGCAUCCCCCUCUCGGCUCUCGCCGGAUUCUUUCACGCCUCGCCCACUACCAAUUCCGUCCCUUUUCAGAGGCCCUGGAAUCCUGGUCCGUACAUACAAGAGGCGGAGGAAGAGGAGGAGAAUUUGAGCAUUCAUGGCGGCGGCGGCAGCAGCAGCGCCGGUGGCCGGCGGGAACGCGCGGCUGGGCCGGCCGCGGGCGCCUCGGGUGGGGCUGCGAGUUUGUGCGGCGGCGGGGGAAGGCCCGUCGUGCCUGUACGUGGGGCCCAUCGAGACGGCCAGCCAGGAGAUGCUCGAGGCGCUCUACCGCCAGGCCAGGGAUUCCUACUACAGUGGCCAGCCUCUGAUUGUUGAUGACAUGUUUGACAAAGUUGAGUUGAAGCUCCGGGUCUACGGCUCUCCAUCGGUCGUAAAAUACCCACGCUGCAGCCUCAAGCGACAAUCGACCUACGCAGACGCCGAGGAGGACCACUCGAUGUUUAUGGCAUUAUCGAGCAUCUGGAUGCUGCUACUCAUGUUUGGCUCCUCGGCGUUCCUGGUUCCGAGCUUCUACGCCCUUAGCAUGACAUUUGGAGAUGCAUUUGGAGCAAGGUUUCUCUUGUAUGGUGCUAAGUCCCUUGAUGGGAUAACGAGGGUGAAUGACAUGGUUUUGAUUGGAUUGGGCUACCUGGUUGGCUAUCCAAUUGCAUCCGCUUCUGUUGGUGCACUGCAAGGCUUAUUGACAAACAAUUUGGUUGCACUAAAAGGUUCUUGCCCAAAUUGUGGCGAGCAGGUCUUUGCAUUCGUGAAGACGGAUAAAUCCAUUAAAGCACCCCACAAGGCAGAAUGCCAUGUCUGCGAAUGCCCAUUGGAGUACCGUACUAAAGUCGAGAGAUCUUUGUCUGGACCUAGAAGAAGCUGGGUUUAUGGCCGGGUUUAUAUGGUGAAGCAAGGGCAUCCUAGGAAACGGAGAUGGAUAAAAGACUAGAGAUCUAAUGCUAGCUGUUGAAGAAAGAGAUCCAUAUCAAUCGUGUUCUUAUUGGCUGAAAGCCUGAAACACCUUCUGAGAUACUGUAGUAGAUUGUUGCUGUGAGGUGCUUAUUGUUUUGUACAUUUGUCAAACCAAGCAUCUUGUAAAGCAGUAUAUUCUUUCCAGAGAUAUCCAUACUCUUCAGAUGAACACAUGAUAAAUUGAUGAACCACUAUGAAUAAUGGUAGCCUUGUCAAAUAUUUGUUCACUAGCAUUUUGAUUCA